GCUGCCACAUUCCGCAGACAUUGUGCAUUCUCCAACACUCCAGCGCUGAGCGAGAUCUACUACAUCCAUCUCCAUCCAUUUAUUUUAUUUAAUUAGUUUUAAUUUAGAUUUCUAAUUCUAAUUUAUUGAAACAUUUUAAUUUCUGUGCCCCGCAUUCCGUUCGGCUCUCUUCGCUCCGGUCCGGUUUGUCCGUGUGAGCCCUCGCCCACCGACACCGACACAGACACAGAGCCAACAGUGCCCCCUCCGUUGUGUGUGCGUUGCUGAGAAAUUGUGUGUGGAAAAAAUGUCGAAGAAUAAAAUAAACACAACCUCGGCCACGGCGAUCGGCGCCGAAACGAAUCUAAUCGAAGUGAAAUCAAAGUUCGAUGCCGAAUUCCGACGCUGGAGCUUUAAGCGCAACGAGACGGAGCAGAGCUUCGACAAGUUUGCGGCACUUAUCGAGCAGCUGCACAAGCUGGCGAACAUACAGUUUCUUAUACUCUACAUCGAUCCGCGCGACAAUGAUCUGCUGCCCAUCAACAACGAUGACAACUUCGGGCGAGCGCUCAAGACAGCCCGACCCCUCCUGCGUGUAAUAGUGCAACGAAAAGAUGAUCUGAAUGAGUACUCCGGCUUUGGGACGAUGAAGCCGCGCAACCUGAUUGGCAGUAUACUACUCGGCCACACGCCGGUUAAGACCAAGGCGCCAUCGAUAUCAAAGCCGCACGACUUUCGCCAGGUGUCGGCCAUCAUUGAUGUGGACAUUGUGCCGGAGACGCAUCGGAGGGUGCGCCUGCUGAAGCACGGCAGCGACAAACCGCUGGGAUUCUACAUACGAGACGGAACUUCUGUACGGGUGACGUCCAGCGGCCUGGAAAAGCAGCCGGGCAUUUUCAUAUCGCGCCUGGUGCCGGGCGGACUAGCCGAGAGCACGGGCCUACUGGCCGUUAACGAUGAGGUAAUCGAGGUGAACGGCAUCGAAGUGGCUGGCAAGACUCUGGACCAGGUCACCGACAUGAUGGUGGCCAACAGCUCCAAUCUGAUCAUAACCGUCAAGCCGGCCAACCAGCGUACGCUCACGUCGACGCACCGCGGCUCCUUCUCGCGUAACAGUCAGCUCUCGAGCGGAUCCCAUCACACAAACCACACGAACACCUCCGAUGAGAUCGAGCAUGAUGAUCAGGAUGAUAUUGUCGACCUUACUGGCGUCACGCUCGACGAGAGUCCCACGGGCACCUCCUCCACCGGCAAUCACAAUAAUCAUCAGCCGCAAACGACGCAGCAGUCAUCAUCACCGCCCUCGCAUCACCAGCAGGCAGCCUCCAAUGCAUCCACGAUAAUGGCCAGCGAUGUGAAAGAUGGGGUCCUGCAUUUGUAAUCCCUCCAGCAGCAUAAGUACUCAGAGCCAGGCAGCGACAAACGAGCGGAAAGCGAAGAGCGUCAUUGGAAUGUCGAAUUAAACCCACAAACGAACCACACAUUUGAUGGAAUCAGAACUGUACAGGCCUGUGGGUAUAUCAGUGGAAGAUAGAAAACUUUCACCGAAUUCGAUGAGCUCUCGUUAAUCGAAAAUCUCUAAAGUUUCCAGUUAAUUAAGAGUCAAGUUACAUGAGAGAUCCUGACAGGCCUGGCAGUCAUACAACAUAUACACAUAUAUAAAAUGUUUAUAUAUGCAGUCACACGACUUUCCCAAACAUUCCACACAAACACAAACACACAUGCACAUACACAUGUUCAUUUGCAAGUUUUUGAAUGCAGUAGUCCCUCGUUUUUAUCUUUUUUCCUUUCCAUAUUUAUAUUUAUAUGUUUAUUUGAAUUUGUAGGAUUUUUCCGUCAUGUUAUUAUUCAUAGUCCCCCCGAUGAUGUCGUAUUAGAUUAGAACGAGAUGGCAAUGGAGAUUGAGACAGAGCAGGAGGGAGCAUCAAAUGCCUAAAAGAGAGAGACGGAGAGAGAAAUUCACUUUAAAUACACCUAAAUGCCCAACGGUGAUUGUAAAAUUCUGAUAAUGUAAUAAUUAUACACUUGCACACACAUGCACGAAUAACUGGUAUCCAAAACAUUCCAUUUUAUGUACUCCGACAAACCAAAACUCACUCAAAAGAUCGAAACGCCAUACAUAAAACGUGGAUAUAUUCUAAUAUUGGGUGCGUUUUGUGUUUGUGGAACUUAUUUUUAGCAAGAAUUUUUUGUAAAAGGGUUUUAUAUGUAUAUGUCUGCUUUGAACAUGUAUCCCAUAUUUCUUGUGGUUAUCUUAUUUUACUUAAAAGAUUAUUUUUAUUUUACCAUUUUUUUUUUGUAAUUUUACACUCGUGUUUUGUCGCAAUGUGUCCAAUACUCGUUCAAGUUGUUUGUCUUUUUUUUGUACAAAGGAAACCAAUAUUUCAUCAUCUAGGGUAAUACAAGGAGAAGAGAAAUCGGGAAGAUAAAGUUAAACAAACACCAACAGCGCCUUCGCCUUCAAGAGAGCAAUUCGAUACUUUUUAUAUAUUUACAAGAAAAUAUAUACAAUAAUGAUAAUGCAUCUAUGUAUGUUAUACACGUAACUAUCUAGAUCUAAUUGAGCUAUAUACACACUGUAUAUGCUUUAGUCAAAUCGAAGAAAAGACAUUUAUCAGCAGAGUUUCAGAUCUGCUCGACUUGAAGUUAACAAUCACCAUAAUUAUUACUUAUGAGAAAGACCGGACAGGCAUUACUACCAAUACCUUAGAUAUCUGAUCGAUCAAACUCUAUGCAUAAUAUACUAUACAUAUACUAUAUACACACACACAUACUA
Drosophila pseudoobscura is the source of this 2755-nucleotide messenger RNA. RefSeq names its product partitioning defective protein 6 (gene par-6). Gene Ontology annotation, molecular function: protein binding. The record is from RefSeq and is a predicted model, not a curated record. The coding region runs from base 287 to 1360 and encodes 357 amino acids. Gene Ontology annotation, biological process: centrosome cycle. The transcript has 3 exons. NCBI's taxonomy places the organism in Eukaryota, Metazoa, Arthropoda, Insecta, Diptera, Drosophilidae.